Messenger RNA from Arctia plantaginis, 438 nucleotides. NCBI's taxonomy places the organism in Eukaryota, Metazoa, Arthropoda, Insecta, Lepidoptera, Erebidae. The record is from the annotation of a GenBank genome assembly.
AUGGCUUCCAAAGGCAUUGGAUUGGCUUUCGAUAACGCCAAUGGUCACGGUGUAUCGGUAAUGAAGGAGACGAUUCAAGGAUUCGGUUCCAAGUUGACCGGCGCAGGCCACGCAACUCUGUUCAACAACGAUAAACACAACAUCGGUGCCAAUGCCUUCGUAUCGAAGAAUAUGCCCAACAUUCCAAACGUUCCCAACUUCAAUACUGUUGGUGGGGGCCUUGACUACACAUACAAUAACAAGAUUGGAGCAUCCUUGGGCAUGGCAAAUACUCCAUUCUUGCAGCGCAAGGAUUACUCCGCGAUGGGAAAUCUAAACGUGUUCCGCAGCCCGACCAGUACUGUAGACUUCAGUGCUGGCUUUAAGAAGUUUGACUCUCCCUUCGUGAGCAGUGGCUGGAAACCUAACUUUGGACUCACCUUUGGCAGAUCUUUUUAG